UCACACACUCUCAUUUCUCUGGAUACAACAGCUGGUGAACAGCCGAAGUCCGACCUAAGACAGAUCAGAAACUAGAAACUGAAGUUACAUAUAGGACAGAAAAACUGUCGCCUUUGCUCUAAGUGCCAAAACAACUGUGCGCAAUUACGCAUAAAAUAACUAUGAGUGCCACAACAGCAAUGGAUGUGAACGAGGAAGCAAGAAGGAUAUUGACCGUGUCGAUAAGCAAGCUUUAUGCUUCCAGGAGCCAGAGAGGGGGACUUAGACUCCACCGGAGCCUUCUGCUCUCCCUGGUCAUGAGGUCCGCCCGGGACAUCUAUCACUCUUCUCGAGAGGUCGAAGCGCCGAACACAGCGCAGUCAGCAUCAGAGGAGCCAAUGGACACCAGCUCGAGCCCGGGAGAACAAACCCGAGAGCCAGACCAUCAAGCUGAGCCAAAGACAGCCAUGAACGUGGCUGAAACGGCCCCAGAGGAGUCGAGUAAUGAGGACGCGUAUGACUGUGAGAUCACAGAGGACAAAGAGAACUUGAGCCCGGCGAGGCAGUCCAGGAAACGCCGGGGCAAGGCGUCGGCGGCGCCCGACUUCCUUCCCAUUAAGAGGGCGAGACUGGAGCCCGGAGAAGAGAGGUAUGCGGCCCCACCGAGCAGCUGUCGCACCGGGGCUGCGGAGACUCUGACCACCCUGUCUCUAAAUCGGGUCAUACCUGCCUUCUGAACAGUUAGAGGGAGGAAAAAAGCCUCCAACUGGACUUUGGAGUGGAGUGAUUCUCAACUCCCUGUUAACCUAUAAGGGUAGUUUGAUCCCUUUUGUGCACCAGAGAGCUGACCUAUAUCAGCAGUCCCAGAACAAAGGGAUUACAGGUGCCACGGAGUGAGUUCUCCGGUCAUUCUCAGUGUGCCUGCUGGGCUGGUGAAGCCAGAACAACAAGUAAAGAAGUAGACGGAACAGGCCGAGAGGAGCUACAGUCUGGAAAGUUUGAAGAAGAAACAGAAGGAGAACUGGUUGUGUUGCCUAUUGUUUCCUGAUGACUCAUCUUCUACUCAACAGGUCCAAAUAAGUGACAACUGCUGAGUCAAAAUGAGUGGAUGUGUGAAUCAGCGAAGAGUCAGUUGGAGAAAGAUUAAAGUGGUUAAGAGUUGACCACAGGACAACAUACACACGGAGACAAACACAAAACCAGAACUUCAGGGUAUUUCCUGUCUUCAUAACCAGUAAUAUGAGUCAAACACUGAAAGAGGAAGGAUAACUGAGACAGAAAUGCUGCCACAGACACUUUUAUGCACACAGCUGCUGUGGACUUUGAUAAAUCAAUACUACUGCUUUGGGACUGUCCUACAUUCCGCAUUCACAUGGUGCUAUGAAAAAAAGGAAGAAAGAACACAUGAGGCUAGAAGCCUGUUCGUUUAACUUUGUGUUUUAUUUCAUUUCACUGAACUCCAUUUCUUCAUGUCUGACCUGUGAAAUACUAUUACCUCGAAUUCCAAGCUGCUUACUGUUUGUGAUUGAAUUAAUGUUGUAAAAAUUUGUAAUAAACCUGUUGAAAGGUUA
Melanotaenia boesemani (Boeseman's rainbowfish) is the source of this 1550-nucleotide messenger RNA. It is a transcript of the gene ier2b, whose product is annotated as immediate early response 2b. Lineage: Eukaryota; Metazoa; Chordata; Actinopteri; Atheriniformes; Melanotaeniidae. Bases 162 to 716 code for a protein of 184 amino acids. The transcript has a single exon. The record is from RefSeq and is a predicted model, not a curated record.